GUAACAUCAGCUGAAAUACGGUCGACAUAUUCUAAGAUGCAGUACCAAGCAGCAGCUUUAAGUGCCCUUGUGGCCAUUGCUGCCGGCGCCACCCUUAACGCUGAUAACACCAACUUCGAACAAGUCAUCAGUGAUGCAGCGAGCGGUGACUCAGUUAUGCUUGCAGCCGGAACCUAUGCAGUUACAACGCCUAUUGUUAUCGACAAGACCCUAGAAAUUGUAGGGGAAGGUGCAGAUUUUGUAGUUGGGUCUGCCGCCGAUGCCGUAUUCGCCUUCGGUAAUAUGGAGGGAUACGCUUCCACGCUUGACCGGCUUACUGUUACUACAGCUACUGGUUCAGGGUGUGCAUUGGGAGAACCAUAUGCACUGCAAGCAAACUUUAGCAUUGAGAUUCUGGAGGCAUAUGUACGUAAUAACAACGUCAACCUCAGAACUGAUGUUGGUGUCUGGCACAACGAGCGAAAGCUUAACGAUUUCUAUUUUGAAGACUGUCACUACUCUGUUGACCAUCCCGAAAAAAUGUCCGGCGGUAUCUACAAGCUUAUGGGCAACUGUCGCUCAGAGUUGGAUUUUAGUGUGGCUUUCAACAAGCUAGGAGGAGCAGCCCCCACAGGAUGCGGCACCACCAUUAAAGAUUACGGACGUUUUACUUCCUAUGAAGCUCAAAUCGAAGGACAAUGGGAAGAGUAUGUUGAGAAGAUCAGCGAUGAGGAAAACCUGCGAAUUCCGGUGCUUCGUGAAGGUAAUGCCGUCACUAACAUACUGGUACAAAUUGACACUGUUGCUAACGUCGCCGCUACUAUCAAUUCAAAGUGGAAUAACACUUUAGGUUGCGAUCCAACAAGCACUCCCGACUGUCCAGCGAACUGUUACCCUGGAUCAAAUGCCGCAGCAUGUCAGCCCACUGGUUGCGAACCAACUACUACCGAGCACUGCCCAGAGGAAUGUCAUAUGUAUUCCACAGACCCAGCAUGUUACCCUGACGGCUGUGACCCUGCGACAGAUCCUCUCUGUCCAGAGACCUGUCACUUGUACUCAAAUGACCCUGCAUGCUACCCAGGUGGUUGCGAUCCUGCCACUAACGUUGCUUGUCCCAGCAAUUGUACUAUAGGUUCCACCGAACCAGAGUGCAACACUGGCGGUUGCAAUCCCGAUGUGGAUGAGCACUGUCCCGUUACUUGCAGACCUGGUUCAAUUGACCCUACCUGUCAAUCCAAUGGAUGUACCAUCGAGACAAAUAUUUAUUGUCCCCCUCAGUGUCACAUAUACUCCACUGAACCCGAGUGUUACAACCCCGGAGGUUGCGAUCCUGAUGUUAUCGCUGACUGUCCCGAUACUUGUUUGGAAGGUUCAACGCUACCCGAGUGUAACCCAGGAGGUUGCGACCCUAACGACCCUGUGCAAUACUACGGAUGUCCCGCAGAGUGUAAUAUGUACUCAACGGCACCGGAGUGUAACCCGUACGAAGGACCCAUUACUGGUUCCAUCACGACCAAGGCAAUCCACGCGGCUACUGGAAACCCAUUGGCGGGAGUUGAAGCUCAAAUUAUUGACGAGGAAGGUAAUGUUGUUGACACUCAGUUGACUAACGAGCUGGGUGUUGCUACUUUCCAACUGGUUGAAGAGGGCCCGUACACUGUCAAGAUUCUUACAGAGGUCACAGAUCCUGUUUAUGGAACAGUUCAGCUCGUGGGAGACCCCGACCCGGACAAUAUUAUCGACGCAGAAACCACCGUGACAGUAACCAGAGGCCAGACUAGUAAUGCUGGUGUUUUCCCUUACGAUAACGAGGGUACCAUCACUGGUCGACUUACUGCUGGCGAUUUCAAUACUCCUCUUAUCGGUGAGCCAGUCCAGCUGAAGAAUGGUGCUGGUGUAGUUGUUGGUUCCACUGUCACUGAUGGCGAAGGGCGAUAUGCUUUUGUCAAGCUAAGUACUAGUCCUCAGGACUACCAAGUCAUCGCACCUGAUGUCAGUUUGUUCGAUGAUAUUCUUGAGGACGAGCCUUUCGAGGUGAGCGACGGCGCCCUUGAUGGUCUCUACUUUGUGCCUAUCUCUCCCACUGCCACUUCUGUUGCGAACGUUGAUUUCCACUACGUAGCACCACCAGUGCCAGUUGAUCCCACUAGCAACAUCACUGGUAAACUUUACACCACUACCACUGGUGCGCCGAUUGGAGGAGUAACCGUCGAGUUGACUGACCCUAUCACGGAUGAGGUGAUUGCUACCACUACAACCGGACCCGAUGGAACUUACAUAUUCACCGAUGUUGUCCCAGGUACUUCGUAUAUCAUUGAUACACCAUCUGAGAACCCCAACGAUCCCACAUCGAUUCUCACAAAGGAUUAUCAUGACCCUACCAAGAGUGGAACCGAAACCCCUCUCUUCGUUACUCCUGGAACUGAGAUUAAGAACGUCAAUUUCGGAUACACGCCACCAGCAACCAUCGCUGGAAAUGUCCGAAACACUCGUGAUGAGAUGAUUUCGGGUGUUGACGUUGUCAUGGUCAACAGCGCUGGAGAAACAGUUGGGAACACAGUUACCGAUAUCGACGGUAACUACAAGUUCGAGGACAUCUUCAAUAUUGAUAUAUACACUAUCACCAUGACCAAGCCUGCAGAGUACUUGCUGCACGCUGAUGAGUUCGAUGCCGAGAACGGAGAACUCAACGGUCAAUCGCCAGUCGAUUUCCAGGGUUCAUCUAUCAGUGAUGUUAAUUUCGUACUGACACAGCAGAACUCACUGACUGGUACUGUCACCAUGGUGGAUGGCACUCCUAUUGAGGGCGUUCCCGUUACGCUCAUUCCUCAAAAUGGUGAGAUCAUUCGAGUCACUGUCACUGGCCCAAAUGGAGAGUACACUUUCGACGAUGUCCUCCUUGGAGAGCACCACGUUGAUGUUCCCACGAACUUAAGUGGAGGUAAAAAUCUUGCUGAAGAUCCCGAUGGCACCGUAGACGGUCACACCGUUGUGGUUGUAGAUGUCCCCAACACGGCCACGGUUGUGCCCCCAUACAAAUACGAUACGACCCCAGUUGUUCAUCUGGGUAGUGUCACAGGUAGCACGCGUAUCGCCAAUACUCUCAACCCUAUCGCUGACGUCACUGUCGAGCUACAGGACGCUACCGGAUUCGUUGUGGCGUCUCAACAAACCGAUGAAAAUGGAACCUUCUUGUUCACAGAUCUUCCCGCUGCGACCUACACCGUUGUUGCACCUGUUAACGUCACCUCUGUGAUUGGAGAUGUGUACAUGACUGAGGAACCUGAUCACGUUGAUCCCAUUGAUGGUAUUGUCGGCUCAGUGACUGUAAACAGUAACCCUGUUUCGCUACCGCCAUACCUGUACACACUGGCUGUGAUCCCCACCGGUUGCAAUCCCGAAGUGGAUCCCGAUUGCCCCGCUACUUGCAAUCCCUACUCCACAGCCCCCGCAUGCAAUCCCCCGGGAUGCACUCCUGGUGUGGAUGCCAACUGUCCCGCUACCUGCACUGAAGGUUCUGCUGACCCUGAUUGCAACCCCGGUUGCGAUACCGCUAACGAUCCUAACUGCCCGGCGCAAUGCAGCCCUUACUCGACAUCAGCUCUCUGCAACCCCCCUGGUUGUGACCCAGCAUUGAACGCUAACUGUCCAGUGACGUGUAUUGUUGGAUCAACAGACCCUGCCUGUAACCCAGGAGGUUGUGAUCCUGCCACCAACCCUGAUUGUCCCGAAGGUUGCCACCCAUAUUCCAUUGCUCCCGAUUGCAACAUUGGUGGUUGUGAUCCCGCUCUUGAUGCGGACUGCCCCACUGAGUGCACACUAUACUCCACCGAUCCGGCAUGUAGCCAGAGUGGUUGUGAUCCAGAGGUUGAUGCAGGUUGCCCACCCCAAUGCAAUGUCUAUUCCAUCCUUCCUGAAUGUUCAGUGCAGCCCCCUGUGUUCGAUAUUGAGGCCGCUAUCAACCUUGUCGAUGUUGGUUUUUUCGAUGGCUGGAAUCACUCUAAGAUCCGUUUGGAAACGCAUUUGCCCUCUCCCUUCACCAUUCGGGACAGUCUUGUCGGUGUUGUUGGCAUGAGAGACGGGUCUUUCGAGGCUGAGGUCGGUUCGAUCUCGCAGUACGUCUUUGAGCCUGCUUGCAACCAGAUUGCUGAUGGAGAUGAGUGUAUCCAGAAUGUCGAGUUCGAUAUCGUUGCCUGCGACCUGACGGGUGAGUACUCUCUUGAGGGACUCAUUGUUACUUGCCAGGCCGAGGAUGCCUCUGGUGCCGCUCAGUCAUGCCCCGCCAUGACUGACUCCCAGAUUUACCAGCCCAAUGUGAUCUUCUUCAUUGAUACCAACAAUUUCUGUGAGGUGGAGGAGUUCGAGCUUGAUGCUUUGUUCGACCUUCAGAUCGAGGUAUACGCUACUGAAACAUACCAGACCCCCGAGACCAUCUUUGAUCUUGGAACUAUGUCUUACUGGCAGAUUACCGUCGAUACUUCCGCCAGUGGAGUGUCUCUGUACAACGCUGAGGUGACCUAUGUUGAGCGCACCACAGAUGGUGACUGCUCCGCAUUCGACGACUACAUGGGCGACAUCGCCGGUAAUGCUGAGUUCUCUCAGACUUACGAGACCAACGCCCAGACUAUCUCCAUGCCCUUCCAGGUUACAUCCCAGAUGGCUUGUGCCACUUCUGACCGGACCGGUAACGCCAUCACCAUGAACUUCACUGUCUUGGUUGACUACGAUGAUGGAUCAGGUGCCCGACGGCGUCGUUCAGCUGACGGUCUGAUGACCCGUGACGCUGGUGAGGUUGCCGUCGAUAAGGAAGCUGGUGUGCGUUACACCGCUGAGGACCUUGCCCAGGCUGCCGCUGUCGGAGCUGGAGCUGCUGCUGGAGCCACCGCAGCUAACCAGGAGGAGGAAAGUAACAUGAUGAUGAUCGGUGGAGCUAUUGCUGCGAUUCUACUACUAUGCUGCUGCUGUUGCUGCUGUGUAGCUGCCGGUGUUGUUAUGAUGCGUCGUCGCAAGAAGGCCAGCCAGUUGAACGACUCGUUGGUCUCACAGCAAUCUGCUAUGGGCUUCACUGAUGGUACUUCUACCAUGAGCUUUAACGGACAACCGAACUACCCACGCGGCCAGUCCAAAAUCUAGAUAAUGUAAUGUUACUUUUUAGCUUUAAACUUGAGACGGAUAAAGUCUUAACAAUAAAAUAUUUCCAAAGUAUGUUUUGAC
Molecule: messenger RNA, 5193 nt
Organism: Sphaeroforma arctica JP610
Lineage: Eukaryota; Ichthyosporea; Ichthyophonida
Exons: 1
Coding region: 37-5112 (1691 amino acids)
Source: RefSeq, a predicted model, not a curated record